AUGGAUGGCCCGACGCGGGGACAUGGACUCCGGAAAAAGCGGAGGUCGCGAUCACAGCGAGACCGGGAGAGACGCUCCCGGGCCGGGUUAGGAAGCGGUGCGGCGGGUGGUGGAGGAGCCGGCCGGACCCGGGCUCCCUCGCUGGCUUCGUCGUCGGGCUCCGACAAGGAAGACAAUGGAAAGCCCCCAUCCUCCGCCCCGUCCCGGCCCAGACCCCCGCGGAGGAAGCGCCGAGAGUCCACCUCAGCCGAAGAGGACAUCAUUGAUGGAUUUGCCAUGACCAGCUUUGUUACUUUUGAAGCGCUGGAGAAAGAUGUAGCAGUUAAGCCUCAGGAACGCGUGGAGAAACGACAGACUCCCCUGUCCAAGAAGAAACGAGAAGCCCUUACCAAUGGCUUGUCUUUUCACUCAAAGAAGAGCCGGCUCAGCCACUCACACCACUAUAGCUCAGAUCGGGAAAAUGACCGCAACCUCUGCCAGCACCUGGGGAAGAGAAAGAAGAUGCCUAAGGGACUCAGACAGCUCAAACCAGGACAGAACAGCUGCAGGGACAGUGACAGCGAAAGUGCCAGCGGAGAAUCCAAGGCCUUCCACCGGAGCAGCUCUCGCGAGAGGCUCAGCGACAGUUCAGCUCCUUCCAGCUUGGGAACAGGCUACUUCUGCGACAGUGACAGCGACCAGGAAGAGAAGGCUUCAGAUGCUAGCUCUGAAAAACUCUUCAACACUGUUUUUGUAAACAAAGAUCCAGAGUUGGGUGUGGGCACGCUAUCUGAACACGACAACCAAGAUGCAGGGCCGAUUGUCCCCAAGAUCUCGGGUCUAGAGAGAAGUCAGGAGAAGAGCCAGGACUGUUGCAAAGAGCCCGUCUUUGAACCCGUGGUGCUCAAAGACCCACAUCCUCAGCUCCCCCAGCUACCAUCCCAGCCCCAGGCGGAGCCCCAGCUCCAAGUGCCCUCUCCAGACCCAGACUUGGUCCAGCGCACGGAGGCUCCAUCCCAGUUUCCUCCUCCAAGUACACAGCCAGCCCAAGGACCCCCAGAAGCCCAGCUGCAGCCUGCCCCGCUGCCCCAGGUGCAGCGGCCACCCCGGCCGCAGUCCCCCAGCCACCUGCUCCAGCAGCCCCUUCCGCCUGUGCAGCCACAUCCCUCUUCCCAGAGCCUCUCGCAGCAGCCACUGUCUGCUUACAACAGCAGCAGCCUGAGCCUCAACAGCUUAAGGACACUCCUAGGAAAGGCACAUAGCAUCCUUGAACCUCUGGAACGCCAGCUAACAGGAAGACAUGGAUUGUUGCCCCGAGGGAUGCAGAGGCUCACGGGAUUCGAAGUGCCUCAGCUGGCACUUGAAGAGAAUGGCAAUGUAGCCUUCUUUGCCUGA
Molecule: messenger RNA, 1374 nt
Organism: Psammomys obesus (fat sand rat)
Lineage: Eukaryota; Metazoa; Chordata; Mammalia; Rodentia; Muridae
Gene: Auts2
Product: activator of transcription and developmental regulator AUTS2
Exons: 8
Coding region: 1-1374 (457 amino acids)
Source: RefSeq, a predicted model, not a curated record